Messenger RNA from Theobroma cacao (cacao), 336 nucleotides. NCBI's taxonomy places the organism in Eukaryota, Viridiplantae, Streptophyta, Magnoliopsida, Malvales, Malvaceae. The record is from RefSeq and is a predicted model, not a curated record.
AUGCCAAGUUAUGUGAAAUUUGUGAAAGGCAUCUUCUCCAAAAAGAGGAAAUUAGGUGAGUUUGAGACUCUUGCACUUACUGAGGAGUCCAGUGCCGUAAUUCAGAAUAAGUUUCCACCAAAGCUUAAUGAUCCAGGUUCAAGUAUAAAUUUUAUGCCUAUUUUCGUUUAUCAACAACUUGGUUUGGGAGAAAUUAAACGCACUUCUGUGACUUUACAACUUGCUGAUAGAUCCUUCACCUACAUUUAUGGCAUUUUGGAAGAUGUUUUGCUAAAAGUUGGAUCCUCUUCUGAGCUGGGCAAUAAUGAGGCAGAUGAAGAUGAGGAGGAAGAUUGA